Molecule: messenger RNA, 5212 nt
Organism: Anguilla rostrata (American eel)
Lineage: Eukaryota; Metazoa; Chordata; Actinopteri; Anguilliformes; Anguillidae
Gene: stat2
Product: signal transducer and activator of transcription 2
Exons: 24
Coding region: 233-2644 (803 amino acids)
Biological process (GO): cell surface receptor signaling pathway via JAK-STAT; type I interferon-mediated signaling pathway; defense response
Molecular function (GO): protein binding; RNA polymerase II cis-regulatory region sequence-specific DNA binding; DNA-binding transcription factor activity, RNA polymerase II-specific
Source: RefSeq, a predicted model, not a curated record
AACAACCUAUAACCGAGAACGUUGACAGUGGGAGUGAGAGGAAUGUCUUGCUGACAGGAGAAACGAAAUUGUAUCAGUGUAUACAUUUGAGUUGCAGCGAAAACCUACGUGAGCAUUGUAACUUUAAUCAGAGCAAGCCGUUUGACGACGUUCCUGCCGUGAAUUCUAAUAUAGAAGUCAUAUCGCAGACUGCUGUUUUAGGAAGUAAACAAAAGAAAAGUGUUAAUUCGGGAUGGCGCAGUGGGAGAGGCUACGGCAACUGGACUCCCUGCACCAGCAGCAGUUGGAUGAGCUCUACAGACGAGAUGAGUUACCCAUGGAUGUGCGGUACUAUCUGGCUUCCUGGAUAGAGAGCCAAGACUGGUCUCGGGCCACACAGGACCACUCCGCGGCCAGCAUCCUGUUCCAGGCCCUGCUGGAGAACCUGGACAACCAGCACAGCCGCUUCGUACAGGAGGCAGACUUCCUGAUGCAGAGCAAGAUCCGCCGAUUUAAGCAGAACUUCCAGGUGUACCAGGAGCAGCCAUGGAUCCUGGCAAAUAUUAUCCAGUGGUUCCUGAACAAAGAACGGGAGAUUCUGCAGUCUUCUCAACUGGCAGAACAGGUUCAGAUGCUGCAGGUCCAGCCAAGCCCCGUGGAGACCGACAGCCACAGGAACACCGAGCGCAAGAUGGCCGACCUCAGGAAGCAAGUGCAGGUCAUGGAGCACAGUGUAAGAUCCCUGGAGGAACAGCAAGAUGAGUUUGAUUUCAAGUACAAAACUCAGUCGAUGGAAGGGAACAUCACCGAAGCAGAGAAGAGCGAGCAGAUGAAGAUCCUGCAGUAUCUGCUCAACAGGCUGGACGCUUCCCGGAAGGCCCUUCUCUCAGGGAUGAGUGUGCUGUUGGACGCAGCUGAUGAACUCUUCGCUCUGCUGGGGGAGGAGCUGACUGAGUGGCAGCGGCGACAGCAGACGUCCUGCAUCGGAGCUCCGGUGGAGACCUGCCUCAACCAGCUGGAGAUCUGGUUCACGGCGGUGGCUGACUGCCUGUUCCAGCUGCGCAAGUUCCUGCGGAAGGUGGACGAGCUGCUGGGGAAGGUCACGUACGAGCGCGACCCCUUCAAGACCCAGAAGCCCGAUCUGGAGAAGCGGGCGGAGCUGCUCCUCACCGCCCUGCUGAGGAGCGCCUUCGUGGUGGAGAACCAGCCCUCCAUGCCGCAGGGGAAGGGACCCCUGGUGCUCCGGACCAACGUGCAGUUCUCCGUCAGAAGCAGGCUGCUUGUCAAAGUGCCUGAGCUGAACCAUGCCAUGAAAGUGACGGUGUCGAUUGACAGAGACGCGGUGCAGGUGAAAGGGUACCGGCGGUUCAACGUGCUGGGGAACAGCUGCAAGGCCCUGAACAUGGCGGAGAGCACGAGCGGCGGCAUGGUGGCCGACUUCCGCCAUCUGACCCUGAGAGAGCAGAAGUCUGGAGGAGGCAAGGGAGUGAAUGAUCUCUCCUUGAGCGUGACCGAGGAGCUGCACGUGAUCCACUUCGAGACCGUAUUCGAGCUGCACGGACUGUCAGUCGCGCUGGAGGCCUCCUCGCUGCCCGUGGUCAUCAUCUCCAACUCCAGCCAGCAGCAGACCGCCUGGGCCUCCGUGCUGUGGUUCAACAUGCUGUGCUCCGACCCCAAGAAUGUGAAGUUCUUCGCCAGCUCCCCGGCAGCCUCCUGGCCCCAGCUCGCGGAGGUCCUCAGCUGGCAGUUCCUCUCCUCCACCCAGAGGGGGCUGGACGACAGCCAGCUGCACAUGAUCGCUCAGAAACUCUUCGGUACGAAGCAAAGCUACUGCAACUGCAAAAUGCCCUGGGGCAGGUUUUCUAAGGAAAUGCUUCCCGGCGUGAACUUCACCUUCUGGACCUGGUUUGACGGCAUCCUCGUCAUGGUGAAGAGCUACCUGGAGAACCUGUGGAGGGACGGAUGCAUUAUGGGAUUUGUGAGCAAAAGCCGGGAGAAGAUCUUGCUGACGAAGAAGCAGAACGGGACCUUCCUGCUCCGGUUCAGCGAGAGCAUCAAAGAUGGCGGCAUCACCUUUUCCUGGGUGGAGUAUUUUAUAGACGGAACGCCCAACGUGCGCUCGGUGCAGCCCUUCGUCAAAGUGGACCUCGCCCAGAUCCCUUUCUCCGAGAUAAUCCGCAACUUCCAGAUACUGGAAGCGGAAAACGUUCCGGAGAACCCCCUCAAGUUCCUGUACCCCAACACCCCCAAAGACGAGGCCUUCGGGAAGUACUACUCGGAGAAGAGUGGAGCGGACAGCCCUUACAUAAAAUACAUCAAGACCAAGCUCGUGUUCAUCUCCAAAGAGAACACGUUGGAAGCUAAAUCGCCCAUGAAUCCGUUAGCUGAUCCAGAAGCCGCGGUGCCGAUGAACGGUCUGUGCGCGCCGCACGACGAAGAGGCAGCCGCCUCAGAAGACCUGCUGCGGUCCUCUGAAUCCAUGAUGAGCGAGCUGGAGGACCUGUCUCCCAAUAUCAGCCUGCAGGACUUCCUGUUCAACGACCCCAUGAUGAUCUCGGGCGACUUCCCUCCCUCGGACGAGCUGGACUCCGCCUCCGCCUCCAUCGCGGCUCUCCCCGACCUCGCCGAACUCAGCUGCUACGCCCUUCCCUGCAGCCCGUACUGAAGGAGCUCCGCCUCCCACUCCCUCACUGCACACGCCCCAACGCAACCCCCCCCCCCGAAUCCCCAAAGCCCAGACUCUAGGGUCUCUCAGUGCACUGGGAGCACAGCACGGGCAGCGGCCUACAUGCACUAAACCCCCCCUAAUUGUGCCGCAUUCAGUCCGCGUAUCUGUCAUCUGGGAGACAUUGUAAUGACACUGUAAAAUAUUUCCGUUCUUCAGCUGAUUCCUCUAACUAAGGUCCUGACCGGCUCCUUUUGGUCGUUUCAACCCUGGAGUUAAUCCCAGUGUCCUGGCUCCCCUCUGUACCCCCCCCCCCCCUCUGUACCCCCCCCCCGUGUAGCCAGUCUGGUUGCAUAUGCAACUGCCUCCACAAUCCAUUGCAUUCCUUUCCCAAAUGAUUCACCAAUUCUCAGUUGACCUGUUUGGUGAAAUGAAGGUAAAUACAUUUGUUUAGAAAUGCAGGACAGCCCCACAGUUCUUCAAAUGUGUCAAAUGAAAGGAUUAAUGGGCCACUUAAAAUGCACUAUUUUAAUACACCUUACUGCUGAGGACUUGGCUAACGUGCGAGACACAGUGGGCUUGUUUUCAGUCAGUCUCUUUUUGUCGUUUUUCAGGGUCGGUUUUCUGUAGCUGCAUCAGGUUGAGGGAGGAGGAAGAACCGAAAUUCCCCUUUUGUUACCAAACAGGAAGUUUUCUUGGGACAGUAAUUUUCUUCGGUCACCGUCCAUCGGUGCCGUAAAAUCUAAAAAUGAACCCGUCACAUAAGCGGGUCAGGUUGCCCUUGUGCGAACAGCGAGAAAUCGCUUCCUGUUUGCGUACUUCACUGCGCAGAAACUGGUUUGGAUCUCUCACAAGUUUGUUGAGUCUUGGUUCAUCGAAGGCAGAUUGGUACUAAAUUUGGUCUCUUCUGUUUAAAAUUUUUUAAUUUUUUUAAAGCAUUUUAUUUUUUUACUGCUAGUAUGUGUAGUUUGCGAUGUCGCUGAAGAAGCGGCCACAUGAAUGUGGAAAGGGAAGGCGACAUUUAAAAUGUUUCAAAUUUACAUGUGUAACCCGUUCUCGCUGUAUCUAGGCCGAUUUAUUCAAAGGCUAAUCGGAGCUGAUUUUGAAUCGCAGUUUGUUGGCGAAAUGGAUGUUCCUCACCUCACAGAAAUGUGAAGUAUGCUGUCGGGCUAUAUCUGCCCACCUGAGCUGAUACCGCUGACGCGCACUGUCCAAGACUGCAGUCUGCGCUGCUGUUGCCACCGGCGUGUUUCAGUGGAAGCGUACGCUCCGAGCACUUUAAGAAUAAGCCCUGGGGGCGGAGUCCUUCGAGGAGCGGAAUAGACUCAAACUCGCAACGCAGCGAAAACGUCACGUGUGCGUUUAUUUUCUGUGUGACGCUUUUGAGGCAAUGGUAAUAAUACUCGCGCCAUAAUUAUGUACACGAUUAUGCACGGUAAUCACUGUUACUUACACCACCAUUCUCAUAUUAAGCAAUUCAGUUUUGAGGUUCUUAAUUAGAAGCUCCAGAUCUCGCAGACCAUUCCCAGCCAUUCUUUUUGACUGAAUUUGCGUCGAGAGCCAUUUUGGCAGUUGGUUGCCGCUCAUUAGAGCCACUGGUCUGUACUUGGACCGGUACUUCUCUCUAGGGGUUUCGUCAUACUUGUUCCUGGUUAUGGUUAUACACUUUGUUGUACGUCGCUCUGGAUAAGAGCGUCUGCCAAAUGCCUGUAAUGUAAUGUAAUGUAAUGUAAUAUUUUUGGGAAAUGCUAAAGAAGAUGGCCAGUAGCCAUACCACUCCCUAUCCCUUUCUUAAGCCUGAAGAUAAGCAGGUGGGGGCUUAUGUUAGUACUUGAAUGGAUGGAAAGCAAUCUUUAAAAACCGGGGUCGUAACUUACUGGUCGUUAAAUAUCGCAUGACACUUGCUCUCAAAGAGUAAGGGGGUUCCCCGGUGUCCUGGCGGAAAUUCCCAGCUUGGCUCUCCGGACUGGGCUCCUAACCGCUUUCACUGGCGGAGUGAUCCCUCCCUCUCCAGAUCAGGUGAUGUCCAGUUAGCGUUCUGCCACAAAAUGGCUGCCGUGCAGCACCCCCCUGGGUGCUGGGCGCUGCACCUUAAUUUUAUUAAGUGAAAAAGUUUUUUAAAUAAAAUUGACAAGUAAAAGAUAAAGUAUUUGCAGUGUAUUUUUGGCGGCUGUAGCACAGUAAUAGUGGUGGGAGUCGUAAUGCAUCGGUAACAUACUUCAUAACUCUGCAGUGAUGUUUUCUGUAACUUCUUUCAUUAAUAGAAUUUCAACAUUCCUGUUAGCCACAGAACAAAGUCGUAUGUGCUUGUGCAGUGUCUACCUGCUCCUUUGCCACAUGCUGUACAUUCAGGCCAUUGUCAAUAUUCAGUCCAUCUCAGUCUUGUGGUACUGUGUGAUGUGUGCGUAUACUGUCUGCUCCUUUUGAAGUCUCAGGGCCACAGGAGGGAUGGUGGCUCAGUAGAGCAGACUAACUCAUGUAAUGCCGCAUUAGGUUUUCAUAGUAGUCAUGUUUGUGUUAAUGUUUUCCCAUGAUCUCCAAUAAACCUGGUUCCUCCUUAAAUUUUGA